AUGAAAUUUUUACUUAUAACUGCUAAUGUUGGAUCAUUAUUUGAAGAGUCAUGCCGAAUACGUAAUGCUUGGCUGUCAACUUUUACACAGGUUAUCAAAGAAAGCAAUGCCCAUUUUAUUGCAAUACAUAUGCAAGAAGUUGGUGGGAAAAAUUUUGAGGAAUGUAUCAGUCAAGUACCAACUUUUUUAAAUCAUAUAUCAGGUAGCAUGCAUGAAAUGGGAUAUUCAACUGGGCGCGCUUACCUGGAUCUUGAAUUUGACUUACCUGAAAGUUACAAUGCGCUUGGCUCAUUAUUUUUCAUUAAUGAUGUGACAUUACCGCGAAUACGACAAUAUGAUUUUGUGGGAAAGCAGUUUGUUAAAUUGGAAAAAGUUUUUGAAUCAUGUGAUCAUGGCUUGUUGAAGUGUCGAAUGUUACGUAAAGCUAAAUUUCCGAAAGAUUUUUGGCCAACUGUUAAAUGGGGUCGAAAAGGAUAUAUGCAUUGUCGAUUUCGUAUUGAUCAGACUGUUUACGAUUUUGUCAAUGUACAUUUAUUUCAUGAUGAAUCUAACAUUGCAUUGAUACAUGAGAAUCCUUCACUUUAUAGUGAAAAUCGAAAACGAGCAUUAAAUUUCGUUUUGAAUGAAUUAAAACGGAAUGAAGAUGAUAAACAUUCAUAUCCGCUUUUCUUAUUUGGUGAUUUGAAUUUUCGACUCGAUUUGCAAUCAUUUUUAAAUCGUAUUACUGAUGAUACUGAUUUACGAGAAGAUUCAACAGAAUCCACUCAAUCAAGCAUCUGUAGUACCGAUGGAUGCGGUGAUUUGUUAACGGCUAGUUCACAACAUACCAAUGAGCUUAAACCAUCAACAGAUUUUAGACGAACUGUAUCAGCAAUUGAAUUUCGCCGAUCACCUGAUAAUUUCACCAGUGAUAUUCCAACCAGUUGCGUACUUCGAAUUGAGAAGAAACUUUUCGAUUACUUCAACCACAAACGAUUGCUAAAUGAAUGGCAGGGUUAUUUGGAAGAUGAUCGGGAGGCACACAAUUUCCCGUGCCUACGCGAACUUAGUAUUAAUUUUCCACCUACAUAUCCAUGGAGUGAAAAUCCGGAUGAAUCGGAAUCCCUGAUGAAGACACGUGCGCCAGCAUGGUGUGAUCGUGUGUUAAUGAAUGCACGAGCAUUAGAAAUAGUUAAACGAGAUAAAUUUGCUAAAUAUGAUAGUUUUGGAAAAGAUGUAUGCAUGGGUGAUCAUAAGCCAGUGAUGUUAUCAUUCAGCGUGAUUGUAUGA
Brugia pahangi is the source of this 1269-nucleotide messenger RNA. The record is from the annotation of a GenBank genome assembly. NCBI's taxonomy places the organism in Eukaryota, Metazoa, Nematoda, Chromadorea, Rhabditida, Onchocercidae.